AUGAGUAUUACAAUCAUUUCUGGAGGACUGGAACCCCAAACGAAAGGUAUCAAGAGAUCAUCAGCAGCCACCAUCACUAUGAUGGCUGACAGGUUCCCUAACUACCACAACCACUUCACCACCACCAUCACCACUGUACGAGCAGUUGCAGGUCAAGAUAGUGCAACAAGCUAUGAGGCUCCAGCAGCAGUAGGUCAAGGGGAUGCAACAUGGUAUGAAGCUCCAGCAGCUGCAGGUCAAGGGGUUGCAACAUGGUAUGAGGCUCCAGCAGCAGCAGGUCAAGGGAAUGCAAAAUGGUAUGAGGCUCCAGCAGCAGCAGGUCAAGGGGAUGCAACAUGGUAUGAGGCUCCAGCAGCAGCAGGUCAAGGGGAUGCAACAUGGUAUGAGGCUCCAGCAGCAGCAGGUCAAGGGGAUGCAACAAGCUAUGAGGCUCCAGCAGCAGCAGGUCAAGGGGCUGCAACAUGGUAUGAGGCUCCAGCAGAGUCCAUUCCAUCCAGUAAUUACCCCCAGCCACCACCCAUGGCCUCAGUCUUUGUCACCUGA
This is a messenger RNA of Procambarus clarkii (red swamp crayfish), 543 nucleotides long. NCBI's taxonomy places the organism in Eukaryota, Metazoa, Arthropoda, Malacostraca, Decapoda, Cambaridae. The record is from RefSeq and is a predicted model, not a curated record.